Messenger RNA from Schistocerca cancellata (South American locust), 1990 nucleotides. It is a transcript of the gene ash2, whose product is annotated as set1/Ash2 histone methyltransferase complex subunit ASH2. The record is from RefSeq and is a predicted model, not a curated record. The transcript is spliced from 11 exons. NCBI's taxonomy places the organism in Eukaryota, Metazoa, Arthropoda, Insecta, Orthoptera, Acrididae. Gene Ontology annotation, cellular component: Set1C/COMPASS complex. Gene Ontology annotation, molecular function: transcription cis-regulatory region binding; protein binding. The coding region runs from base 123 to 1853 and encodes 576 amino acids.
CUAGUACAGUAACAUCUUUGAGAAGUACAUUUUUAGCGGGAGUGGAUUAGUUGUUUACUUCUGAAUUUGAAUACAUGGAAUAGUGAAUUUGUCAUCACGGAAAUCCCAGAGGUGUCUACGUAAUGGGAGAAAGCGGAACAAAUGACAGUGAGGACAGUUUCAAAAACCUGGCCACUGAAGAGAAAAGGUGCAAAGUUAGUGAUUCAGGAACGGAGACAGCUGUGGCGGUUGUUUCAAAAGAUGAUGAUAAGAAGCCAGGAGCUACCGAUCCUACAAAAGCUGUUGAAAGAGAGGGACACUGCUACUGUGGCAAGGAUCGUAAUUUGAAUAUUGUCGAACUUCUGUGCGCAAGCUGCAUGAGAUGGUUUCAUGAAUCGUGCAUCGGUUAUCAACUUGGUAAACUUGUGCCAUUCAUGGUCAAUUACUACUUUGUAUGCAAGAAUUGCUCACCUACAGGCCUGGAAAGUUUUAAGAAGAACCAAGCAGCUUUUCCACAGAUGUGUAUAACAGCAAUAGGAAAUCUACAACAAGCCAGUGUGAAAGAUGGCACUUGUCGCACUACGUUCUCCAAAGACAAAGACAUUAUACCAUUCAUUGAAGCUCAUUGGGAGGGCAUGACUACUAUGCCCCGGCGAGUUACUCAGUCAUGGCACACAACUAUACAACGAGCAUUGACCAAAGAUGUAGGCUCACUUUUCACAUGUGAAGAAUCUUCUGAUGAUGGAAAUGACUUAUUAUAUGGCCUAUUGGGUUUGGAGCUGACAAAUAUAAAGCCAAACUAUGAGGCAAUGAUUCGUGGUGGUCACUUGAAGAUCACAGAUUCUGGAAUUCAGCCAGUUCAAGCAGGUACUGGAGUGAAAGGUCGGAGCUCAAAAAGAAAAGUUUCUGACCAGUCUUCUAAGCGAGGGAGAAGUGGUGGUGAUUCAGCAGCGCCAAAGCUUCCGGCACAUGGCUAUCCUCUGGAACACCCAUAUAACAAAGAUGGUUACCGUUAUAUUUUAGCUGAACCUGACCCACAUGCUCCAUUUCGGCAGGAAUUUGAUGAGAGUAGCGACUGGGCUGGUAAACCAAUACCUGGAUGGCUAUAUCGUGUGGUCAGCCCCAGUACAGUGUUGUUAGCAUUGCAUGAUCGGGCACCACAGCUCCACAUUUCAGAGGAUCGCUUGGCUGUCACUGGAGAGAAAGGCUACUGUAUGGUUAGAGCAACACACUCUGUUACUGCGGGUAUCUGGUAUUACGAAGCUACUAUAGAGGAUAUGCCAGAAGGCUCAGCAACAAGGAUUGGAUGGGGCCAAAAUUAUGCAAAUCUGCAGGCACCCCUGGGAUAUGAUAAAUUUGGGUAUUCAUGGAGAUCUAGGAAAGGGACACGCUUUCAUGAUUCUCGUGGAAAGCAUUACAGCCUUGCAUAUGAAGAAGGAGAUGUACUUGGAUUUUUAAUUAUAUUGCCAGAGUCAGAAGUGGGCAAUUACAUUCCUCCUACUUACAAAGAUAAGCCUCUGGUGAAAUUCAAAAACCACCUUUAUUAUGAGGACAAGGACAGGGUCACCGAAUGCCUGAAGAGUUUGAAGCCUGUAAAAGGAAGCAAGAUAGUUUUCUUUAAAAAUGGAGUUAACCAAGGUCCAGCAUUCAUAGACAUUUAUGGAGGAGCUUAUUAUCCAUCAGUAUCCUUACAUAAAAAUGCAACAGUAUCAUUCAACUUUGGACCAAAUUUUAAGUAUCCUCCAAAAGAUUAUAUGUAUAGACCAAUGUCAGAGAAAGCAAAGGAAGCUUUGGCCGAACAAACAAUAGCAGAUUUGAUGUACCUGACAGAAAAUGAAGGACGACUGCGCUUAGAUGUAUAUUCAACACUGUGAAAGCAUUUUUUUUCUUUUCUUUAAAAAUUACCAUUAAUAUUUUGAAAACUGUUUUAUAUUUGUGGAACUUCAGAUAAUACGCUACUGAAAAAUCUUGGAUAUAAUUCAAACAAUAAAAUAAAUGAAGAUAAAAAUCA